This is a messenger RNA of Micromonas commoda, 1481 nucleotides long. RefSeq lists its product with no specific name. The transcript has 2 exons. The record is from RefSeq and is a predicted model, not a curated record. Lineage: Eukaryota; Viridiplantae; Chlorophyta; Mamiellophyceae; Mamiellales; Mamiellaceae. Bases 189 to 917 code for a protein of 242 amino acids.
AUUUUGGUUGAAAGUAAAAUUAAAACUGAAAGGAACAAGGAAAAUUUUGAAAGGACAGCUUCCGAUCAAAAUGGUUCUCGUCGGCGCGCAGCGCGGCGAUUUUUCAUCGGUGGGCCAUGGAGGUCUUGAUCGUGAAUUUCAAAGGGAAACUCAUGAGCUUGAAAGGAACUUGAAGAUCAGGCAGGAGUAUGAGGUCGUUGACGGGUGACGUUCUUCAUCAGGUCUCGGAUCAUUUUCGUCGCAUCAUGGUAUUUGAUCGUUCGCAGGAUAUUGUGGUCCACGCCGAGCCUGCGAAGCUCGGCGACCUGCGCGUCAGUAGCUGGAGUGGUCUUGAUGAGGGUCGUGAUCAUUUCGGACGCCGCGGCCUCGCUCAGACCGUCGGGGAUGGGCCUGUUGAUGUUCGCUCUGCGCUGCAGGACUUUGAUGUAGUCGAGUUGGUUAGGCGUCGCAGGAGCGUCUGUUUUUAUUUUGGACAGGAGAGCCUUCGCGACCUCCUUCGUCGUUAUGCGGCUGAAGUCCUUGCAGCCCUUGUGCUUCAGAGCGGCCAGCAUUUUUUUAGGCGGCCUGUCCCUCCAGAUGUCGAAGAGGCCGUCGAGAUCUGCUUUGCACGUGCAGGCGUCGAUGUCGGCGGACGGGCAACCCAGGUCGUCGAGGAAGUUCCGCGCCGUCUCGGAAACGACGAAAGGUGGAGCAAUUUCCUCAAUCUCCGGAGUCAACAGAGGCGAGGGCUCCGCGGUGACGUCGUCGAUCAUGGCAUCCCAGUUGAGGGCCAGCGGCUGCCUGGGAGCAGGCAGGGCAGGGACGUCAGCGACGGCACGCGAGUCAUCGGCGGUUGCGUUCCGAGCGGCAGGAGCGGUGGUACGACGGGGAGCCCUUAUGGCGAUGCUGUAAUGAUUGCCUUUCGGCUUGGUUCGUAACCCUGAAGAAUAGGGGCGGAGGUGAGAAACCUAGCGGACCUUUCGGCAUGGACCUUUCGGCAUCGUGCCCGCAAAGGUCGCUAUAUGGCGACCGUCGAACCCGGGUGUUCUGGUUUGGGGGCAAGGACGUCAGCCGAACAGUGUCGUCCGGCGACCUUUCGAGCUUAUUUCGCCGAUCCGGUUCGACGGAGGUCACUGUUUCACGACGCGCGCAACCAAGUGAUCACUAAGUAAACAUGCCAGGCAACCGGGCACGCAACCCGCUCGUUGACGAUGCAGCCGAAGAUGAUGAAGAUGAAGUGGAAGAAAGCGAAGAGGUGCGUCGGCCCGCGCGUGUUCCCCGACCCCGAUGGCUAAUUUUCCCACCUCAACAGGAGGAACUCGAUCUCAAUGAUCUCGAAGCCGGCGGGGAGUAUGUUGAAAACCUCAUGGAAGAGAUGGACCGUGAAGGGCAUCAGGCCCUGCUCCACGCCAUCCAGCCGGUGCACAUCACCGUCUUUUCAAACUCCAAGCCCAGGCGCGGAACGAUGAGCGACGAUCGCUGGAAUAUUCGCAAGAUCGUCG